Molecule: messenger RNA, 859 nt
Organism: Capsella rubella
Lineage: Eukaryota; Viridiplantae; Streptophyta; Magnoliopsida; Brassicales; Brassicaceae
Exons: 3
Coding region: 184-747 (187 amino acids)
Source: RefSeq, a predicted model, not a curated record
UCGUAAGAAACUCGUUUUCAAUCUCUGAUUACUACUCUCUAUCGAUCGAAUUCGCAAUCUCAGCUUCUGGGUUUGUCAAAAAUCCAAUCUUUCUCAGCUACGAGUCUUUGUAUCUAUCUUACGGUAGCUUAAGGAAUCGUUGGAAUUGUGUAACAAAUCACUUUUAGGGUUUUGUAAAGAACAAUGUCGUCUUCUUCGGUAAUUAAACCAGAAGACGUUCUUGAACAUCUUAUGAACGAUGGUACAAUCGAUGCUCUUCGAUUAAGGAUCAUCAAUCAGCUUAAAGCUAAUGAAGAGUUGAAGAGUACAACUAUUAAAAUGGCGGAGGAGAGUAAAGUUCUUAAUACUCCUGGUGCUGAGAAACAGACUAAAAGAGAACUCUUUGAUGCUCUUCGUCAAGAACUUGAAGGUCCGGUGCUAGAGAAGGCAUCAAAAUCAGUUUGGGAUUUGAUUCUUGAGAAGGAUGGACUAGGAAAAGAAAUAAACGAAACAGUAGAACGUGUCUUUUGUCAUCUAAGUGGGCAAGAACCGCCUUUUUAUUCUUCAUCAAAUGUGGAAAAAACCCCGAUGGAGUUGGAUAAAGAGACAGAGACGAAGGAAGAUAAUACCGCGGCAAAGACAACAAAACCAAAGAAAAGAAGUCUUAGCGAGGUAAAUCCAUCCGAAGGUAUAGAUGAAGUUACGACAACGAAGAAGAAGCAAGGCGAUUCCUCAACUGUAACUUUAGAAUCUGGGAAAACGCCUUGAGCCUAAGAGUUAUAAGACAUUUGAUCAUGUUCUAUUGUUCUUAGUCCUUAUGAUACAAUCUUGUUGUUUUAUAAAUUGGUUUCAGAGAUGAAACAAAGUGAUAAUUUUAUUA